CCUGCCACUCGAUCGCACCCUCCACGUGUGUCGCUCUCACUCACUCUCUGACUCGGGCCGUUUGGAUCGUCGCCGCCGCUCGUCGUCGCCCACGAUGCCGGGCCACGUCGGCCUCUGCCUCCUCUGCCUCGCGGCCGUCGCUCACGCGGUCCGUCCCACGCCACCUUCCCUCAGGGUCAUCAUCCCGGAAAAAACAGCCCAACCGAUCGAACUGGAAGGUGUGGUCGGCAGGUCAGUGCGUCUUCCGUGCAACGUAACGCCCGUCGGCCCCGACAGGGUCUACAUGGUGCUUUGGUUCAGGGACGAGUCGGGAAUUCCGAUUUACAGUUACGACGUAAGGGGAAAGUCGCUGAGCGAAGCACUUCACUGGUCGGCGCCUGAGGUGUUCGGCAGCAGGGCCAAAUUCCACGUCGUGGCGUCGCCAGCACAGCUGUUGGUCGAGGAUUUGCGGGAGCACGAUGAGGGCAUCUACCGCUGUCGGGUCGACUUCAAGCACUCGCCGAGCAGAUCCUUCCGCUAUAAGCUCUCCAUCACAGUGCCGCCGGAAAAACCGGUCAUUUUCGAUUCGAAAAACCGCCAGCUCAACUACACGCUCGGUCCGCUGCGCGAGGGAGAAGAUGUCGUGCUUACCUGCAGGGUCAAAGGAGGCCGUCCUGAGCCGACGGUGACGUGGUUGGUCGGCGGGAAUUUGGUGGACGAGCAGAGCGAGAGCAGCAACCCCUACAUGGUGGAAAACAAACUGGUUUGGCCUGCGGUGGCCAGACACGACCUCGGAUCAUCCUUCACCUGCAGAGCUGUCAACUCCAAGCUAGUCGACCCGCGGGACACCAAUCUCAAGCUUGAUCUUUAUUUGAAUCCGCUGACGGUGCACAUAAAUAAAAAACCGAAUCCCCUGAAAGCGGAGCAAAAGUAUGAGGUCUCCUGUACGUCUGCGGGCUCGAGGCCUUCAGCUGUGAUUACCUGGUACAAAGGCAAGAAGCAGCUCUUGCGCAGAGUGAAGGACGAGAACAGCAGCAACCUGACACUCAGCGAAAUGGUCUUCACGCCGACAACCGACGACGACGGGAAACACGUGACCUGCCGCGCGGAGAAUCCGAACGUGACCGGUGCUUACAUGGAGGAUACGUGGCGAAUCGAAGUCGUUUACCCUCCAAUCUUGCUGUUAAAACUGGGCAGCACGCUGAACCCUGACGACAUCAAGGAAGGCGAUGAUGUUUACUUUGAGUGCCACGUCAGAGCGAAUCCUCCAUGGCGGAAAUUGAAUUGGCUCCACAACGGAUUGCUUCUUACGCACAACACGUCGGCAAGGAUUAUCCGCAGCAAUCAGAGUCUGGUGCUGCAAAAGGUCACACGGCAGAGCGCUGGAAAAUAUGCGUGUGCUGCUAGCAACACUGAAGGGGAAGGGACGAGCAAUGAACUCGACUUUCGAGUGAAAUAUGCACCCGUGUGCCGCCAAGAGAAAAUCCUGGUGGUCGGUGCCUCGCGUGGAGAAACGCUGGACAUCAAGUGCGAGGUCGAGUCGGAUCCACCCGUCGUCCACUUCCGGUGGAAGUUCAACAACUCUGGGGAGACGCUGGACGUGUCCCCAGAGCGCUUUUACUCAGAUGGCCCGUCAUCGAGCGUGCUGCGCUACACGACGGCCUCCGAGUUGGACUACGGCUCGCUCUCCUGCUGGGCGGUAAACGCCGUUGGACAUCAAGUCGCACCUUGUGUUUUCCAGGUGGUGGCAGCGGGGAAGCCGUUUCCAGUGCGUAAUUGCACGUUCUUCAAUCAGACAUCUUCUUCCGUGGAGGUGGCAUGCACCGCCGGCUUCGAUGGCGGCCUCCCGCAGCAUUUUGCUUUGGAGCUUGUGGCCGUCGGCGGCGGUCUGCGCUACAACAUCACCUCCGAACAACCCUUUUUCGUCCUCGCUGACCUUGAGCCCGGGAUCACUUUCCAGUUGUCUGUUUACGCAGUCAACGCUAAGGGCCGGUCGCAGCCCACUGUCCUUGACGAAAUCAGCUUCCGCGACUCUGACAGACACACUGUUAGCAGUGCGGCCAUCUCUUUGUCUCCGAUCGUGGGGGUUGGCACGGGGGUAGCGUUUACCCUUGUGGCCCUUUUCCUGUUGCUUGGCAUCAAGUCCCGAAGGGCCUGCUCGUCGCCCUCCAACCAGCCAAUGACGGCGUCGCCACCAAAAAAGCGGUCCAACGGAAACCAGCACCAGCCCAAAGACCCUGACAUGUACGAAGAGAAAGAUCCUGACCUCAUUCCUGCCAAGUACCUGGUGAUUGGUUCGGACCACGAGCGAGAAGUUGGGACCUCAAUUAACAAUGGUGUUGUUCAGCUGCAAGAUCACCAAAAAUUCAAACCAUGGCCAUCGAUUUCGCCAAAAGUAACAUCGCCUGUGCUGUCCCCUUCGCUGAUGAUUUACAAAUCACAAAAAUUCCAGUCUGCAACGCGGCAGGUAGUUGGCAGCGCAUCGUGGGGCAACGAUCCACUCAGGCUGCCUUCGCCAGGCAGCACAGCAGCAGCCCAGCAGGCCCAACAGCAGGGCCCGUCGACAGACGUCGAGUUAAAUGGGGUUUUCAUCAAAGAAAGACUGAUGGCCAACAGAUUGCCAGAGAGCUGCGUCUAAAAAGUCAGCACGCAGGAACCAGAGACGAAUUGAGUGUGUUGAACUGAAAAGACAAAUUUUCUUCAUCCUUGACAACUGAUUGCGGACCUUCAGAUACAAUGUUUUUAUCGCAAACUGAUCUCUGUUCACUAUGUAGUUAUAUAGGUGGAUAUAGGAAGAUAGCCAUAUCACUUGGUUCGAUUUUGCUCAAGGGGUGGACAUAUCGUUUUGCAUUUACUCGGGAGUGACAAUGAAACCCAGGUUGAAAAAGUGACGCGACCGAAAUUAUUUCCACAUAUCGUUGAGCACCAAAUUAUAGUUUCUUGCUCGUUUUAUUGGAGCUCGAUAGUGGAGAACUUCAAUCCCCUAUUAUGUUGAGGUCCAUCAAUGAAUUUAAUGAGUGCCUCAAUUAAUUUCUAGAACAAAAUGUUAGAAUCCCAUUACAGCAGUGAGUUCCUUUCAAUGAUAUCAUAAAUUUCAAAUAUAUCUUAAUUGGUCUAUGUACAGCAGACGUCAACUUUAAUAAUAUGAAUUUUUUACAAACAUACUCUCAUAUCAAAACCAUUGUUGAAACAGCGACGAUUAUAUUAUCAUCAUUUUUCUCUGCAGCCAAUUGUCAGAAUGCAGAUCAAACGCAGUGUAAAAAUUUCCAAACGCAAAUGUAAUUAAUCCCUCCUCCCGAAACUUUCCCCGCUGGCAUUUUCCUUGUAAAAAGCGAAACUAUCUACGGUGCAUAUCCCUGAAAUAUCUCUUUUCAUGAAGAACAUGAGAUUAUGUCCUGUCAUACGAUUUACACUGAGAUGACGUGAGAAGAUGGAAAAAAUAUAAUACUGUUUGUUAAUAUCUCAUCAAUGUGACUGACUGUAAUAAUAUUUAUUAUGUAACACACAAUAAUUAUAAUUCCACUAUGAGAAUAAUACAGAAAUUAAAUAUUUAAGGCGCUCUUGUGAUACGAUUUUGUCAUGAUUUUCACGUUGUUGUUUUAUUGUUGGAGUAUAAUAGUUGGAAAAAUGUGUGACCGCGCAGGGACAAAAUAAACGAGAAAUUGGAAGUUUUAAAUGAACGUGUGCAAAAGGUAAAUGAUGAUUGAAAUUGGAAGGGAGAGUGAAAUAUGUCUUCAUGUACAACAGAGAAAUAAAGACAGACUACAAUAUAA
Cloeon dipterum is the source of this 3752-nucleotide messenger RNA. RefSeq names its product nephrin-like. Lineage: Eukaryota; Metazoa; Arthropoda; Insecta; Ephemeroptera; Baetidae. Gene Ontology annotation, molecular function: protein binding. Bases 95 to 2617 code for a protein of 840 amino acids. The record is from RefSeq and is a predicted model, not a curated record. The transcript has 14 exons.